AUGACGGAGGAAAAGAGUGACCCUUGCAAAGAGAAGUAUGCAGCUGACCUUUCUUCCAUCAGGGAUGCGCAUUCUCGAAUCAGAUCAAUCUGUAGUCCCAGGUUGUAUUCAAAAGCAGCUGGUAGGAUUAUCACUUUGCCCGAGACCUACACAAUCGCUGAUGGCCUUCGAGCUUUUCUUGGAGAUCUCACAUGGCCAGUUGUGCGAGACUUUGUCGAUGAUAUUAUAGUUGUAGAUGAUUCCGAGAUAAUAGAAGCAAUGAAGCUCUGCUACGAAAUUCUUAAGCUGGCAGUGGAGCCCAGCGGAGCCAUUGGCCUUGCAGCUGUUCUAUCAGAAAGUUUCCGAUCUAAUACCACUUGGAACUCUUGUUCGAACGUAGCAAUUAUUCUCUCAGGAGGUAAUCUCGAUUUAGGAGCACUUUGGAACUCUUACAUGAAAUGAUAGUUGAAAGCAGUUCUUGCUUCCUCUGCAAUUCCGCCUAUUCUGUUUCUAUCUUAGUGAUUGGAACAAAAGUGUGGC
Punica granatum (pomegranate) is the source of this 519-nucleotide messenger RNA. Lineage: Eukaryota; Viridiplantae; Streptophyta; Magnoliopsida; Myrtales; Lythraceae. The record is from RefSeq and is a predicted model, not a curated record.